Molecule: messenger RNA, 774 nt
Organism: Mesitornis unicolor (brown roatelo)
Lineage: Eukaryota; Metazoa; Chordata; Aves; Mesitornithiformes; Mesitornithidae
Gene: STOML2
Product: stomatin (EPB72)-like 2
Exons: 7
Cellular component (GO): membrane
Source: RefSeq, a predicted model, not a curated record
CGCUCCCAGCAGCUGAAGCGUGGAGCGUGGCUGGCCCCAGCACCAUGCCGCUUGAAGUCCGGGAUGCCCAUGAACAUUGGGGUCCUCUUUGUGCCGCAGCAGGAGGCUUGGGUGGUGGAGAGGAUGGGCAAGUUCCACCGAAUCCUUGAGCCUGGUUUGAACUUCCUCAUCCCUCUGCUGGAUCGGGUUCGUUAUGUGCAGAGUCUCAAAGAGAUCGUCAUCAACGUCCCAGAGCAGUCAGCUGUCACCUUAGAUAACGUCACCUUGCAGAUUGAUGGUGUGCUCUAUCUGCGGGUUAUGGACCCCUACAAGGCCAGCUAUGGGGUGGAAGAUCCUGAGUAUGCAGUCACCCAGCUGGCCCAGACCACCAUGAGAUCUGAACUUGGCAAACUCUCCCUCGACAGAGUUUUUCGGGAGCGGGAGUCCCUCAACGCCAACAUUGUGGAUGCCAUCAACCAGGCUUCAGACUGCUGGGGCAUCCGGUGCCUGCGCUAUGAGAUCAAGGACAUUCACGUGCCCCCGCGUGUGAAGGAAUCCAUGCAGAUGCAGGUAGAGGCAGAGCGACGGAAGCGAGCAACUGUGCUGGAGUCAGAGGGGACACGAGAAUCGGCUAUCAAUGUGGCUGAGGGGCAGAAGCAGGCCCAGAUCCUGGCAUCGGAAGCUGAGAAGGCCGAACAGAUCAACAAAGCUGCUGGAGAAGCCAACGCCAUGCUGGUGAAGGCCAGGGCCAAAGCAGAGGCAAUUCAGCUCCUGGCAGCUGCUCUGGCACAACAG